Folsomia candida is the source of this 1669-nucleotide messenger RNA. RefSeq lists its product as uncharacterized. NCBI's taxonomy places the organism in Eukaryota, Metazoa, Arthropoda, Collembola, Entomobryomorpha, Isotomidae. The record is from RefSeq and is a predicted model, not a curated record. The coding region runs from base 693 to 1184 and encodes 163 amino acids. The transcript is spliced from 2 exons.
UUACACAUAAUUGCUAAAAAAGGAAGCUAGCAAAUCCAAAUUCGUCAAGGAACAUGAAGGUUUUAGCAAUUUUAGCCGUCGUGGCGACAGCCGCAUUUGGCUCUAGCGUUCGAGAAACGCUACAAACUGGACCACCUUGUCCAAUCGCCGACCCCCUGAAUUCCCCAGCCGGUUCACUCAACGCUACUUUCGACCUUACUUUCAGAAUUGAUCAGGGGAGCACCAGAGGGCAAACGAAGACUUAAGAAUAAACAUGUCAGACAGCUUUCUCGUCGGUCUUCUUAAUAACCCUUUAAACCAGAACAAAUCAAGUAACUAAAUCCACAUAUGUAGUUGAGCACUUGAACACUUAUGCAAAAUUCACAGAGUGACGUAGGUUUUACACAAGUUCGAAACAGCUAUAUGGCGUUCGCCCGUUCGCAUUUUGAUUUUGAAAGUGCGUCUUUUUGCCAAUUUAAAACCAUCUUAAAGCCGCGAGUCCUGCACAAGUCCCACACUAACUGUUGUCUGUGUUUAGUUACUUGAUUUUUUAGCACUGCUUUUAACGAGAAUAUCGGUGAGAAACAUGCCGGACAUGUGUAUUAUUAAUAUAACUUAAUCAGUGUUUCGUAAGGUUGAUAAGUUCAUUUUCUAGCGAUCUUGUCGCCACUGGCCUCUCAGAAUUGUCGUACGAUUACACCCUAGUUAAUCUCAUGCUUACAUAUGACUUCCACUUCACCUUGUCCACUGCCCACGUCACGAAUGACUUUACCGUCACGGGAUAUCUAGAUGUUCGACCAUUCUCCCAGGGAUGUAUCCCAUCCGGAAAUUUCACUGGUGGUGGAGUCGCCAUCGUCCACGUCAGCGCAUUGGACGCCGACCUCCGUGCCGGCUUCUUCGUCAAUAUGAUCACCAACAAGGUGACGAUUCGAACUUUGGACAUUAGAAACAUCUCCUUCGGGUCGGACAUUAUGAUCUCGUUCGGCCCUGACCUCCUCAUCGGAGGAAGUCCGGUCGACUGGGAUGCAGUCUCGGCCGGGCUCAAGACUUGUUUCGACGCCGAAUUUGCCGCUAACAGGGCCGCCGUCACGGAGAUGAUAAGACAAGCUGCAAAUGUCGUGAUUGGACAGUAUACCCUAGAUGAGAUUUCGGAGUGGAUUGGUGGGGGAGGUGGCACGUGCCCACCACCACUUGACCAAUUGUAAAUUAGGAAACAAUUAAAUUGGCAAAAUAUUUAUAUAGUUUAAUACGGUGUGAAAAUUGCUUAAUUUCAAUACCACUUAAAAUUUUUGAAUAACUAUUAAAUCGAAUAGGAACAUAAUUCAAAGAACGGCUUAUUCAUUUGCAUGUAUGUAUUUAUGUAACUAAUAGACAAGGAGCACUUUUUCCAAUCAAAAUUACCAAGCGAUAUUAUUAUCCGAUAAAUUUCAAUAAUGUGCAUUUUACAUACGCACAUAUUCACAAUUAUAUAAUUAUUAUUGAGGGUUGAUCCCUUUGUGUCCUUGGUAUUCUUCGUAUCGUAAAAUAUGCGACGAGAUUUUGAAUUCAUGCAGUGAUUUGACCACGCCUCCUGGCGCUUUUAAAAUGUAUAAUUAUUUAUUUAUAACGAAUUGUCUAGAAAAUUAAUUCUUUGUGCAAUCUCUGCUAGAAUAUGUAUCAAUUAUGUGACAUACAUAAAUAUAUCUGUAUU